Molecule: messenger RNA, 5802 nt
Organism: Triticum aestivum (bread wheat)
Lineage: Eukaryota; Viridiplantae; Streptophyta; Magnoliopsida; Poales; Poaceae
Product: disease resistance protein RGA5
Exons: 3
Coding region: 2598-3542 (314 amino acids)
Biological process (GO): defense response to other organism
Molecular function (GO): ADP binding
Source: RefSeq, a predicted model, not a curated record
UGUUACCACUGACAUUUUUUCCAGUCCCAUACUUCAGUAUAGAAAGGACUAAUAAUAAACAAAAUAAAUAGUGGGGAAAUAAUACUGUAAUAGAUAAUAUUUAACCACUUGAAAGCCUACUCCAUGAAUUCAACCUUUUGUUUGCUUCUCGAUUGGUUCUGCUCGGUUGUCACCACCAGGGCAGCUGAUUGAACAGAUAAUGAAAUGGAGAUUUUUUUUAUACAUCGGCUGGAUAUGUUUUAUUUGACAGCUAAUUUCGAUUUAGUGCGAAAUUUACAUGUGAUUGGCUUGUCUAUCUGUAGAUAUAUAAACCGAUUGGACUACAUAAACUAAGCCCAGAGCAAUGGUUGUUGGAUAUGAGACUUUCCAAUGAAACCAUGCUGCAUCAUAUCAGCACAUCAAUCAUUUAAUCGUUUCACUAACUCAGCGCAAGAUGGACUAAAAAUCUCUAUAAAAAGGUGUACUACUAAACUACUAAUUCCAUAGACUGCCUGGCAUAACAGGCACUAAGACUGGCAUGUAGGCUUCUUCGCCGCCAUGGUUAGCACUAGUUAGUAGUUACCAAACAAUGGACUGAGAUCUGUUUGCCAGUGUUGACUUUAAUAUAUGAGAGUGUCUGAUCUCUAACUAACUUCAGCUUGGCUACCUCUACAGCAGUGUCUGGUUUUAGUUUUGUACUGGUAGUAUUGAGUGUUCAUUUUGAACUUUGCUACUCGAGCUAUGCAUAUUGAGAAGAACUAGAAUCAAACUAUAAUAGACCUUACAUCUCUGUAGUUCCAUUCUGUUGUCCCCAUUUCUAUCAUGAUUGGAGAUUUCACGGCCUACUUCUCAUUCUAGAGAGAUUCUGUUUCUCAAAUCUGACCCUUGAAUUAUUCAUCCAGCAAUACAACAUCUUACUCACGAGAGACUGCUUGGCCUCCAACAAGAUAAAGCCCGCAGUCAACCAAAUUGAGAUACACCCUUACUUACAGCCCAAUUCCCCUGUGAAGUUGCCACACCUUUUUAUUAUUUUGCGGGGAAAGGGAUUUCCUUGCUCAAUCAAAGAUUACAAUCAUUCCAAACAGGUACUUUGACUUCAGGUGAGUAAUUACCAAGCCAGCAUGCAGUGGAUUGCUGCGACCGGACUCUCAAAGUGAGAGCAUGGCCAGCCUCAUUUUGAGUACGAGAAAUCUUCGCAUUCCUUUUUCCUGAUAUCAGCUGACUAAUUUCCAUCACCUAGUUUACAUACAUAGAGCAGCUCUGGCCUGGACACUUGACAAAAUUGAUAUCCUCUUAAAAAUCAAUUUCCACCUUGGUUCUGGCCAGACUUGGUGGCCUAUGGUCCACACUCCACAGUCAAAAUAGGGCAUGCGAAAUUAGUUUCUGAGUCCAGACAAUUAAAUACCCAAGAAAAGAGUGCAAAAUCAAGGUUAGAAGUGGCGAAAAAUCUAGCUGGAGCGAUGUAUAUCAGCCAUGCAUCUUGUGGCACUAAGAGUGCGCUUAUAGGUGUACUGCCCGCUAAAAGGGUUCCUGAAUAUGCAGUAAAAAUGACUUGAAACUUGAAAGCUUGCAGCCUGCGUUCGUAAAUUGUCUAAUCUAGUGGCCUAAGUCCUAACUAGCCGCCAACUAGUCAGACUGUUUGUUUGGGAGGUGUCUUGAAUCGACUUGUCGACUUGAAUACCUUGUUCCAGGUACUGUUGCAUGAAAAGUUCAUACAUCCCCUCGUCUAGUAGUGGUUGAUUAGUCAAAUUUAAUGAAUCCCCUUGAUUAGUAGUGUUGAUUAGUCAGAUUUAGCCUGUUGGAAGGCGUCUCGACUUGACUUGUCACUUAAAAAGAAAAACUUUCUCGAGACAUUGUCAAGAUGAUGAUUUUUUUUUAUUCACAGCACCGUAUCAAGAUGGUGCAACUACAGAAGAGGUCAACUUUUAGCCUUAUUUUUCAAGCGGGAAAAGAGAGAGAUAGCAACCUAAUGCAUUGAUUGAUGGGUUUCUUCAUUCCCUCAUUUUCUCCCAAUUGACUUAGCCUGUCGUAGACCCUUAUCCUCUUCCCAGGAUUCCUUAAACAAGUCUGUGACAAGGGCAAAUGUUGAUUUUGGUUCCAGGAGUGAGACCAUUAUGCAUGGUGAAGUUGCCUAGAAGUUCAGCUGAUCUGGUUUGUGAUAGUAUGCAACUCACUCCAGGAAUCUUCCUAUAAGAAUAGAUUGCCAUUUCCUAAAAAAAAGUGGAGUCGGUUGGAAGAAAGGUAACCUCCUCGUAUGAUUGGUUGACACUUGGUGCAGAAUGCAGUUUUUGCCAAUCCACAUUCUCUUCUUAUUCCUAGAAACAAUACUGGUAGUCAGGCACACCAAUGGAAUCAGUUCAAGCGAGGGUGACAUGCAUGAACCAGUUCUGGUACAAAGGUUGGACCUCGUCACAAGGAUAAUCAAGUUUAGACACCGUUCACAUGGUUGACCGAUACUCGAAGUUCAUGAAUUCCACUUCUAUAUACAUUGCUGCUUUGCAAUGACCAGCCUCUUCCCAUACCACUUGACAUCCCCUUCUCCCGAAUCCCAAAGCCUCACACACAGUCCAUAAGGCUAUUUAGAUUGCUUGAUUGUGGGAAAGAAGACCCUGCAACAAAUGGAGGGGGUGAUAGCGGUUGCCAUGACAGGAGCGAUGUCAUCACUCCUAAGCAAGCUCGCGGCCUUGCUGGAGAAGAAGUACAGGCUGUCCAAAGAUGCGAAGAAGGAGAUCAUCUCUUUGAAAGAUGAGAUGAGCUCUAUGAAUGCUCUGCUCCUGAAGCUGUCUAGGUUCGACGAGCUCGAUGAGCAACAGAAGGACUGGCGUGACAAGGUCCGUGAGCUAUCUUAUGGUAUGGAAGACUGCAUCGACAUAUUCAUGAAUGAUCUUGAUAGUGCUGAUGCCAAGGAUGGGCUUUUGGGUGAACUAAAGAAGCUCAAGGCUCACUACAAGAUUGCUAACAGAAUUGAAGAACUCAAGGCUCAGGUCUUGGAAGCAAGCGAUCGUCACAAUAGAUAUAAGCUUGAUGAGCAUGUUGGUUCUUCUCGGGGCCCUGAAGCUAUUGACCCUCGUGUACAGGCACUCUACACCGAGGCCAGUAGCCUUGUAGGUAUAGAUCGCCCAAAGGACAAGCUUACCGAGUUGCUGAGGAUGGAGGAGAAUGCACCACAACUUCAUGUGGUAUCAGUUGUUGGAUUUGGAGGCAUGGGCAAGACAACGCUUGCCAAACAAGUUCAUGAUAAGAUCAAAAGCCAAUUUGAUUGCACAGCCUUUGUAUCGGUGUCUCAAAAUCCCAGUCUUAUCAAGGUAUUGUCAGAUAUACUCUCUGGAGUUUGGGGGCAGGUGCCUUCUUUCCUGAAUGAAGAGCGCCAACUGAUCGACAAACUUAGGGAAGUUCUCCAAAACAAAAGGUACCUCAUCGUCAUUGAUGAUAUAUGGACAAUGGAAGCCUGGAACAUUAUCAAAUGUUCUUUGAUGGAGAAUAAUAAUGGCAGUAGAGUUAUAACAACUACACGUAUUGAAGAUGUAGCUCAGGCAUGUUCUUGUUCACAUGGCCAUGUUUAGAAGCUCAAACCUCUUAAUGAUCUUGACUCAAGGAGAUUAUUCCAUGGAAGGAUUUUCCCCUCUGAAGAUGCUUGUCCUGAGAAACUAAUGAAUGUUUCUGAUGAAAUUCUAAAGAAAUGUCAAGGGGUUCCACUAGCCAUACUGACUGUAGCCAGCCUUUUGGCUAAUCAUAAGGAGGUAAAUUCAAAGGAUUUCUGGGAAAUGAUACAAAACUAUUUAAGUUUACAGUUGGAAGGAAACCCUGCUUUUCAAUGGAUGAGACAUGUCCUUAAUCUUGGAUACAGUUAUUUAUCUCUGGAUCUCAAGACCUGCAUGCUAUAUCUUGGUAUAUUUCCUGAAGAUUCUGAAAUAAGAAAGGAUGAUUUGGUUAAGAGAUGGGUCGCCGAGGGUUUUGUUGGCCUAGAGGAGAUGGCAGAAAGUUAUUUUAGUGAGCUCAUCAAUAAAAACAUGAUCCAAAUAGCCAGGUUUGAUGACUGUGGGAAUGUGCUGUCUUGUCGAGUGCAUGAUCUAAUGCUUGACUUUAUCAUACUGAAGUCCACAGAAGAAAACUUUAUCACUGUAAUUAAGGAAUCCCCUAUUAUUCGUGAUCCACAUACCAGGAAAUGCUCCAUGGAAGUUCGCCGACUAUCCCUCCAAGUCAGAAAUUCAGAAUGCAAUCAUGUGGUAGGGAGCAUUGCUUUAGCCCAAGUUAGGUCAUUUAACUUUUGGGGCCCUGGUCAAUGUAUGCCUUCUCUCUCGAGGUUUCAACUCGUGCGAGUUCUACAUCUUGAUGUUUAUGAUACCAAGGAAGAGCAGUAUGAUCUAUCUUCUAUAUGCAAUUUGUUCCUACUGAGAUAUUUGAGGAUUGGAGGUUUGAAGUGUGAGAAACUCCUAAAACAAUUGCAAAAAUUGAAACAUCUGAAGAUAUUGGAGAUCGUCGGUGGAGAAAAUGGUGCAUGGCUGGAUGUUCGCUACUUACCCUCAAUGUUGUGGCAUCUCAUCAUUCCUUCAGAUCUGUCUUUGUUUGGUGGGAUCGGCAGGAUGGAAGCCCUCCGUACUUUGCAUGAACUUCACAUCACAGAUUUUGGGCUCCUGGAUGAAUUCAAUCUGAGGACAAAAGUUGAUCUGAAGACAAAUCUGGAGAUCCUGAAGGAACUCGGUAAUCUGAAGAACUUGAGAGAGCUAAAGCUUCACCUGUCCGGACUCACUAACGCUUUUGAAGACUGUCUACUCCCUUCGCUCUGUAGGCUCAGCAGCCUUCAAUCCCUAACCACUAGUGGAGACCACUUAAAUGGUGAUUGCUUGGCUUAUUGGACCCCACCUCCACGCCAUCUUUAUAGAUUGCACGUGCUGAACUGCCCCUUCUCCAUGGUCCCAGAUUGGAUUGUGCGACUUGAAAAUCUCAAAAGCUUGGAGAUGCAACUUGUGUCACUGCCGAGGGUUGGUGUUGAGGUUCUCUCCAGUCUGACCUCACUGGUGCACCUUACAUUGCGUGUUAGGGAUCAUGCUCCCGAAGAAGACGUCGUCGUUAUCCGUGGUUCAACGUUCCCAAACCUCAAGAAUCUUGUCUUCACAUAUGAAGUGCCUUGCCUGGUGUUCGAGGCAGGGGCUAUGCCAAGGCUCGAGGACCUCACUAUAGAGUGUUGCGCAGAAGCUGUGCAGCAUGCCGAUGGUGUUCUUGAUGGCAUCGAGCACCUGGGAAGUCUCAAGGCAUGCAAGGUGAACAUUUACAAGCGGGCCGGGCUCUUUAGGCAAAGUUGUUUUCAUAUGAUGGUAUGCAGUUCAUGUGGAAUGGAAGAAAAGGAUCCACACAUGCAGGGGCAGAGUCUUCAGGCUGCGAUCAGGGAGGCGAUCAACAAGCACCCGGGUAAUCCCAAUAUCAGCAUUAUAACUUUUUGAUAGUGCGAUCAAGUGAAGGAGAUGGGAGGAAGCACCCAAGUCAAAAAGGUGUUUGUUCUUGUGUAUCAAAUGGUUGCGAUGUGAGCAGAUGAAAGCUAGGGCCAAGCGAUUGGAGUGUUGGGGCUUUACUACAACGCCUCAGUACAAGGAGCAAAUGGAAGCUAGGGCCAAGCGAUUAGGGUGGCUUAUGAGGGAGUUUAUGUCCCAAUUUGAAAUGUCUCCAAAAAAAUGUCCCAAUUUGAAUGAUGAGCCUGUAAUUUUUUCCCAUGCUAAGUUGAUAUGGUGUGUUUAUUUUGUUUUGAGCUUGUAAUCCUUGUAGCUAUGACACGCUAAUAAACAUUGGGUUGUGUGCAUUCGCAAUAUAGAGGUUGGAGGCAAUAUA